GAGAGAGAGAGAGAGAGAGAGAGAGAGAGAGAGAGAGAGAGAGAGAGAGAGAGAGAGAGAGAGAGAGAGAGAGAGAGAGAGAGAGAGAGAGAGAGAGAGAGAGAACUGGUGUAGAAUAAUGUACAUCUACUGAUUAGAUCAAAGGUGAACAGGUAUUUGACUCCUUGUGUCUGCUCUGUGUAAUAGAGUUCAUAUCCUUAUGUCUGAAAGAUCCUAGAAGGGAACAUUUAAUUAAUAGUUACUGUAUCAAAAUAUCUUAGAUAUCCACCAAUAUGUUUGUUGAAGAACUGGGGGAAAUGCACAAAAAGAUGUGCAGUAGUUUUUUGGGUGUUUUUAUUUUUAAACAAGCUUGUUCUUUAAACAUAGAUUUUCACUUAUGAAAAACAUUUUCUCCCGUGUUCGUUUUUAUUUGUUCAGUUUCACUUUGAGAGGAUGUUUGCAAUCACCUUUGUAUUGUUAAAAAGGAGCGUGAACGUUGCUGUCAUAUAAUUCGAAUGUCUUUGUAGUGCUGCCUAAAAUAAAUAAUAAACAAUUGAAAACCCUUCAUUUUUUGCUAUCGUAUUACGUAACCAAGCACCAUUGCUUCCUUGUAAAUGCCAUGCCCAUAUAGUUUAUCUAGUGCACCGUUACUUGUCAUCGUAGGAGUGGUCAUGAACUGGAAGAGAAAAGACUUCAACCAAAAGAUGAUACCACAGACGGCUUGUCAAUUUUCAGACGCGCCUUCAUAAUUAAGUCUUUAGAUUGGAUCAAGCAUUCGCUGUACGUCAUAACUUGUGUCCUUUGUUCAAUACAACAUCGUACAGUAGACUACUGGAAUGCGACACAUCAUUUCAGCGCCGCUAAACUGUGCAGAGGACUAGUGCGAUCAAUGAUUAAGAAAUACGGCAUUCUAGCGAGUUUUUUUCCCCCGUCGCCCAAGCUUGUCAAUGACUGAAAGGAUAUAUUUAUCGAACAGGGAAAUUACCUUAUAGCCUCAUGGCUAUAUGUGCUACCCUAAAUAACCGCAUCCGUUCACAGCUCAUAUCCGCUCGUUGAGUCCUUCAGCAUCAGCUACUAUUGACAGGUGUUGUAGUCUCUGAGCACUGUGUGUCUGUCUUCUGAAGAUGGCUGAGAGCUGGGUUUGUGGAACCCAAUGUGUGGCUAAAGGUGACCACAGCAAACCCAAAGCUGGCGAACUAGCCUACAGAAAAGGAGACAUCCUAACGAUCCUCGAGGCAGGACUGAUGAGAGGGAGCUACUGGGCGAGAACCAACGUGUCAGGAGCCGAGGGAGUCAUCUCCAGCGCCAACGUACGGGAGAGAGAGGCCAUCCGCAUUGACCCCAGCCUCAGCCUCAUGCCAUGGUUCCAUGGCAAGAUUUCAGGCCCGGAGGCUGUGUCCAAACUUCGCCCUAUGGAGGACGGCCUCUUCCUGGUUCGGGAGUCUGUCCGUCACCCUGGUGACUACGUUCUGUGUGUCAGUGUCUCUGGUGAGGUAAUCCACUACCGGGUCAUGUACCGUGACAACAAGCUGACCAUUGACAACAACCAGUACUUCUACAACCUCCGUGACAUGAUUGAGUUCUACUCGAAGAACAAAGGGGCCAUUGCCACCAUUCUGCAGAAGCCCAAAGACAAGGAGGGCACCAGAUCGGCGGAGCUGGAGCUGUCUAAGACUGGGUGGCUGCUUGACAUCAGGAAGCUGGUUCUGGGCAAGUGUAUUGGAGAGGGAGAGUUUGGAGCCGUUUAUGCAGGAGAGUACAUGGGCCAGCAGGUGGCAGUCAAGAACAUCAAAUGUGAUGUCACGGCCCAGGCCUUCCUACAGGAGACCACCGUCAUGACGAAACUGCAACACAAGAACCUGGUGCGUCUGUUGGGAGUGAUACUGAACGACGGACUCCACAUCGUCACAGAGCUGAUGGCCAAGGGUAACCUGGUCAAUUUCUUGCGAACAAGGGGACGAUCGAUCAUCAGCACUGUCCAGCUGCUUCACUUUGCCUUAGACGUGUGUGAGGGGAUGGAGUACCUGGAGUCUUUGAAGCUGGUCCACAGGGACUUGGCCGCACGCAACAUCUUGGUGUCGGACGAGGGCAUGGCCAAGGUCAGCGACUUCGGGCUGGCCAAAGUGGACUGUAAGACGUCGGAUAACGCCAAGCUCCCCGUCAAAUGGACGGCUCCGGAAGCGCUUAAGAAAGAGAAGUUCUCCACCCGGUCGGAUGUCUGGAGUUACGGGGUUCUUCUCUGGGAGACCUUCUCCUACGGACGCCAGCCCUACCCCAAGAUGUCUCUGAGUGAGGUGAGGCAGCAUGUGGAGCAGGGCUACUGCAUGGAGGCCCCGGAGGACUGCCCCGCGGGGGUCUACCUGCUGAUGAGGAGCUGCUGGGAGAAGGAGCCUCGCCGGAGGCCCUCCUUCCACAAGCUGAGGGACAAGCUGGAGAGGGAACUGGCCAAACACAGCUCCGAGCGUGGCUCUUAGUCCUGGGGGAGGGACGGGUGGGGGACGAGCUGUCCGGGCCUGCUCCUAGCUCUCCUGUCUGGGGCUCGGAACAGAGAUAAGGGUCCCUGGGAUGGGUUAGAGAGAUGUGCAUUGUCACUGUGCAAAGACUCGUCGGAGUUGGGAGAGGGAGAGGUGUCGCAUCAUGAUGACAUCACCCGGCGACAAGGACCUGUAAUACACUGAGUCAGCAGAGGUGCGUGUCAUGAUGCAUGUCCAGCUGUUCACAGACACAAAUAAGCUAUGAAGUGAAGAUUACCUAUUUUUGUAUGUGAUGUUAAUGUUGAUUAUCCAUGUAGUGUACUGGUAAAAGCAAUAGGAAUUGCUCAAAUGUAUACCAGUGUGUGCGUAUGAUUUUGAUUGAGUAAAUUGUGUACCUCUUAAAGGUGAUAUAAUUUUUUCCAAUAAGGCACAAAUAAGCUUGACCUACUGUAUCUACUAAUUUGCUAUAAAGUCAGUUAUAAAGUU
This is a messenger RNA of Osmerus eperlanus (European smelt), 2939 nucleotides long. RefSeq names its product megakaryocyte-associated tyrosine kinase (gene matk). Gene Ontology annotation, molecular function: non-membrane spanning protein tyrosine kinase activity; protein binding; ATP binding. The transcript is spliced from 12 exons. Gene Ontology annotation, biological process: protein phosphorylation. The record is from RefSeq and is a predicted model, not a curated record. The coding region runs from base 1104 to 2453 and encodes 449 amino acids. NCBI's taxonomy places the organism in Eukaryota, Metazoa, Chordata, Actinopteri, Osmeriformes, Osmeridae.